AUGAAAAUAAAUAUACUUUUAGCAUUAGCAUUAAUCUUAACUCUUGUUAGUGAACAAAAAAAGACAAUAAGUAAAGGAAAAUUUCAAAAAUGUAAAAUAAAAAACUUCAUUAUUAAUAAUAAAAGCAAAAAGUAUAUUUAUCAAAAAAAAAAUGUGAAAAAAUUUGUAAGUUAUUUUAAUAAAAGUGAUAUAAUACUAAAAAUAAAACAGAUGACAAUUAUGAAGAAUGAUUAUUUUACUGUGCCUUUAAACGUUAUAUGGAAUUUAAGUAAUAUAUUUUUUUUUAUGUUUUCCUUGAAUUAUUACAAUUUAAUAAAUGAAAAUCAUAGAAAAACAUUAUUAGAAAUUACUGAUAAUAUAAACUCUAAAAUUUUCCUUUUUAACACAAUAAAUGAUAUAAUAAAAGUUAUACCGAAGAAUUUUUCAUUUUUUUUAAAAAUUUUUAUUUUUUCUAUUGCACAAUUUUUUUCACAAAUUUUUAUAUCUAAUUUAACAUCUUUCAUUUUUUAUUCAAAAAAUAAUAAACAAGAAAUUGAAAGAAAGAAAAAAAAAGAUUUCUUAUGUGACAAAUUAGAAAAAUUAAAUGAUAAUAAUGAUAUAACCUAUACAGAAAAUAACGUAAAACUAAAUCAAAAUAAUAAAGAGAAAAAUAACGAAAAUAUUGAAAUAACUUCAAAUAAAAGAAAACAUUUAGAAUCUCAUCUUUUAAAAGAACAAAAAAGUAAAGAAAAUGAAAUAGAUCAUUUAAAUUAUAAGGAUAUUAAUGAAAUAAAUAAUAAUAUAAAAAGUCUAAAUUAUGAAAACAUUUAUAAUGAUUCUAUAAGAAAAACUAUUUUAAAGCAUAUGUGUGUAUUAAGUCAUACCGGAUUUAUACCUAUAUUUAUAUUUAAUCAAAUUUUAAAAAAAUUAAAUUUUAUAAAUAAUGAUAUUAAUAUUUUAAUUAAUUUUUAUAUUCUAAUUAACGGCUUUAUGUCAAAAAUUUAUGUUCAAUAUUUUACUAAAAAAAAUGAGCUAAUACUCAAUGAAAAAACAAAUUUUUCUUCAUUAAAAUUAAUUUUUUUUAAUUCAUACACUUAUUUUAUUCUUAUAUCAUUAUUUCUGAAUUUUUUUCAUAAAGCUAAUUUUAUUUAUGAAAAAUCAGUAAAACAAUUAUUAUUAAUGUUUAAUAAUAUAUUAAUACCUUCUAUUCUUAUUAUUAUUUCUAACAUCUUAUAUGAAGGAUUCAUAGUGAAGUCAUCCUUUUACAUUAAAGAUCUAAUAUAUAUUUUUAAUAAUAAAUAUCUUUUAUAUCCAAUUUUCUUUUUUAUCUUAUUCCAUUUAAAUAAUCAUUAUAAAUUUUUUCAUAUAAAAACAAAUUUGCAACUUUUUCUUUUAAUUCAAUCAAUGACUCCACCUAAUUAUAAUAUUUACUUUUUAAACAAAAAGUUUGGAGAUUUGAAAGAAAUAAAAAAAAUACUAAGUUUUUCUUAUUUUAUAUAUCUUAUUCCUUUGUAUUUUUAUUCCUUAAUAUUAUAUAAAUAUUUUAAAGAUAAGAAUAUAUAA
Plasmodium gallinaceum is the source of this 1542-nucleotide messenger RNA. RefSeq names its product conserved Plasmodium membrane protein, unknown function. The coding region runs from base 1 to 1542 and encodes 513 amino acids. The transcript is spliced from 3 exons. The record is from RefSeq and is a predicted model, not a curated record. NCBI's taxonomy places the organism in Eukaryota, Apicomplexa, Aconoidasida, Haemosporida, Plasmodiidae.